UAAACGGUGGAAUUUCCGCGCCACGCGUACGUGAUUCGAGAGGCAAAGUUCGUGUUCUUCGCGGCCAGAAUUCGAAUCUCCAAGACCCCAAUCGGGUCGCAGUGGCUCGUAGCCGGGUUUUGCAACUUGGAGAUCACCAGAGCAAUGAAGAAAGCAACAACAGGCAGCAUCGUUCUUCUUUUAGUUUUGCUUUCUCUUCAAGACUUUGUUCAUUUUGCAUUGGCGCUACCUCCUUCAGAGAGUAAUCAGGACGAGGAGCAAUCUGCAACUACGAGACCUCUCGAGCAAGACAAAGAGCAUUUUGAGGAAGUUCAUUGUUCCAGAGAAAGAAGUAGGACAGCCUGGAAUAUUCUUGAGGAGCAUUUGCUGCCGUUUGUUGAGAAGGAGAAUUAUCAGGUUUCAACCAAGUGUAGGCUUCAUCCAAACAAUGAUCUCUUCAGAGAUCAGGAGCAGCACAAGAUUCAUUUUGAUAUAAAUCAUUGGCAGUGUGGAUACUGUCGCAAAAGCUUUCGUGCUGAAAAAUUUCUUGAUAAGCAUUUCGACAACAGACAUUACGAUCUUCUGAAUGUUAGUCACGGGAAGUGCUUAGCUGAUUUAUGUGGGGCUUUACAUUGUGACCUAAAGAUGGAUAUCAAGUCACGUAAAUCUAAAUGCAAGCCUGCAGCUGCAGCUAGGAACAAGCAUUUAUGUGAGAGUCUUGCUGAUACUUGUUUUCCAAUUAAUGAGGGACCAUCAGCAAGCCGUCUUCAUGAGUUGUUUCUUCACCAAUUCUGUGGAGCUCAUUCUUGCACUGAGAAACAAAAGCCAUUUUCUAGAGGAGCGGAGAGGCAACCAGGCAUCUUUUACAUGGCAUCUUCAAUACUGAUUUUGAUGUUGCUACCGAUUUUCUAUGUCAUUGUCUAUUUGCACCGCAGAGAAUCGAGAAACGGAAUCGAAGUGCUUAGAAGAAUCUCAAAGUCUGGACGUAAAACCAAACCCUUGUAACUGGUAUCACCUUCAACCAAACUUCACUAUUAGAUUUUUAAGUUCGUCAACUCUGGGGCUCUAAUUGUUUGUGGCCAAGGGUAGAAUAUCAUAGCCAAAUGUUCUAUAGCCAUGGUGUCACCUAAAUGUACCUCCGACAUAUCUUGCAUUAAACUAAGUGAGUUCUUUUUGUUCUCCGGCAUUUGCAUCUUUCUUUGUCAU
This is a messenger RNA of Cucurbita moschata (crookneck pumpkin), 1185 nucleotides long. RefSeq lists its product as uncharacterized. The coding region runs from base 145 to 984 and encodes 279 amino acids. The record is from RefSeq and is a predicted model, not a curated record. The transcript has 9 exons. Lineage: Eukaryota; Viridiplantae; Streptophyta; Magnoliopsida; Cucurbitales; Cucurbitaceae.